Molecule: messenger RNA, 435 nt
Organism: Hipposideros armiger (great roundleaf bat)
Lineage: Eukaryota; Metazoa; Chordata; Mammalia; Chiroptera; Hipposideridae
Gene: CD27
Product: CD27 molecule
Exons: 4
Biological process (GO): negative regulation of apoptotic process
Cellular component (GO): external side of plasma membrane
Source: RefSeq, a predicted model, not a curated record
AACUGCACCGUCACCGCCAAUGCUGAGUGUGCCUGUCCCAAGGGCUGGGAGUGCAGGGACAAGGAGUGUACCGAGUGUGAUCCAAACCCCUCGCUGAACCCUCGUCCAUCGCAGGGCCCAGGCCCACACCCACAACCCACGCACUUACCUUACACCGAAAAGACGCCAGAGGCCAGGACAGCCAGGUACAUGCAGACCCUGGCUGACUUCACAAGGAGGCCUGCCCCAGCUCUUUCAACCCACUGGCCACCCCAGAGGUCUCUGUGCAGCUCAGAUUGCAUCCGCAUCUUUGUGGUCCUCUCUGGAAUGUUUGUUUGCACCAUGGUCGGAACUCUGUUCUUCCAUCAACAAAGAAAAUAUGGACUAACAAGUGGCUUCACCCAGAAGCAAGGCAGCCAGUCACACUUCCUCAAAGUGAAAGUGAAAGAGAAGUAG